CUUAUAUUGUUCAUGGCAGGACAUUAGUAAGUGCUGUUGAGCACCAAAAGCUCAUUGAUCCGAAAUACUUCAUCAUGGCAUUCAAACCCUUGAGUUUAUUUGCUUUCUUCGUCAUAAUUCUUCUUCCUCUCGCCCAUUCAUUGCGGUGUUACUCCUGUAAUAACAUGUACAAGAACAUAGAAUGUGCGCCUGACUUUCCUGUGACCUGCGGUGGCUCUAGUGACAGAUGCGUCACGGCAAAGUUUUCCUACAAAACAAACAGCACCGAACGUGGUGAAGUGGAGACAUUUUUCAGAACAUGUACCACUAUGGCGGUAUGUAACACUGCUACUGCUCCGUGCAAAGAUAUCAAGGGCGCCAUCUGUGAAUACAAGUGCUGUGAAGAUGAUCUGUGCAACAACAGCCCUCGUUACACGAGUCAAGUUUUUUAUUUGCUGGUCCUCGCUUUUGUUUGCUUAAUGUUAACAGCUUAAUUCUUUUUAAAAGAGCAUUUUCCGGAUGUGUUUCAUGACAUCUUAGAAAUGAAAAAAUUUCAAUAUUCCAUAUAGGUUUUGUUGAACUAAUGCACCAUUUCCGCUAUGAAAUAAAACUGUUGUUUUAUUUUUUUUCAAUCAUCAGU
Messenger RNA from Pocillopora verrucosa, 619 nucleotides. The record is from RefSeq and is a predicted model, not a curated record. NCBI's taxonomy places the organism in Eukaryota, Metazoa, Cnidaria, Anthozoa, Scleractinia, Pocilloporidae.